Molecule: messenger RNA, 1111 nt
Organism: Metopolophium dirhodum (rose-grain aphid)
Lineage: Eukaryota; Metazoa; Arthropoda; Insecta; Hemiptera; Aphididae
Exons: 2
Coding region: 335-766 (143 amino acids)
Source: RefSeq, a predicted model, not a curated record
ACGUGCGUGCAUGAAGGUCGGAUGACAAUACGCCUAUUCAUAUUAUGUUAUUGUUAUUACUAUUCGGUAUCUUAUCAUGUGUCAUCGCAGCGUUUCCGCGUGUUUUCCGACGAGAUAGUUGUCCUGCAGAUUUGGCGACGACCCGCGGCUGACCACGCAGACAAAAAUCUAUUCAUCGUAAUAAUCAGCAGUAUAAAAUAUGAACACCGUCAUCAUUUCCCAACCUGACUGCAGCGGUCGUAAGCAUUUUUUUUAAGCGAAAUUUCUUUUCCUCUUCACCCGACCUCUUCGGCCAUCCGACCCAGGACUACACCGGGUGGUCCCUGCACCGACGAUGCACCGAUCCACUGCUGUUGCACUAUUGUUGCAGUGCAUGGCGAUCUUCGCAUGCCAACUUAAGUCGUCGUCGUUGGAGGUCCCGAGAUCGCGACGUUCCAUCAUCGGAGCGCCGAUGUUUGUCUGUGACCGAUUCGGCCAUGGUCGACGGGAGUCGGUGGUCGGCUACGACGGACAGUUCAGACAAAUGUUCGAAGAAGCCGCUGACGACGACGACGAUUGUUGUGGCGCUUAUAACUACUCACCGCAGCGCAGCACUGCACAACUGCAGCCGACUGGACCCGAAAAACCGCGGAGCGUAGUAAAUAAUGACGCAUGGUGGUUGGCUGUAAUUGAAAAUACCAAUAGAAAUAAUCAACAAGUACAACAUGAGAUGGACACUAAAGAAGCGUGGAGGAAAUAUCAGUGGGUUUUAUCAUAUAGUCAAUAAUUUAGAUAAGAUUAUUAAUGUAUAUAAUAAUAAUAUAACUACCUAGGUAGUGACGAAUUUAUCUUACAUUAAAUUUUCUUCUGGUGCACGCUAUGUAAAUAAUAUAUUACGAAUACAAUGGUUGUUGUUGUUGUAAUGAUUUUUUUUUUAUCAUUUAGAUAUUUAAAAGCCUGAAGUACAAAAUUCAAUAUGUAAUAAAACUAAGAUAGUACAUUGUAAUUUAUACACAAAUUAAAUUCAUAAUCGUAUGCAUACUGUGCGAAAACAAAUUGAAAUAAAUUUAAAGUAGUUAUAAUAUACUUAUAUCCUAAUGUUAAAAUCCAUAGUAUAACGUAUAAAUAUGAA